This is a messenger RNA of Gorilla gorilla gorilla (western lowland gorilla), 1851 nucleotides long. RefSeq names its product ferritin light chain (gene FTL). The coding region runs from base 1182 to 1709 and encodes 175 amino acids. Gene Ontology annotation, biological process: iron ion transport; intracellular iron ion homeostasis. Lineage: Eukaryota; Metazoa; Chordata; Mammalia; Primates; Hominidae. Gene Ontology annotation, cellular component: cytoplasm. Gene Ontology annotation, molecular function: ferrous iron binding; ferric iron binding. The transcript is spliced from 5 exons. The record is from RefSeq and is a predicted model, not a curated record.
GGACCCCAGAUACCGGCCUGGCGGGGCAUCUGCAGAUCCCCUCGGUCAGGGGCUGCCCCGCCUGGGCUGUUCGGAGCAGCUCCUCUGUAGGGCAGGGCCUGACCUCACCCCACACCCCAGUGGCUUCAGCUCCCUGCCCAGCGCACGGGCUGCCUCCAUCAGGGCACUUAAGUAGAGUCAAGGUUUGCGCCGACUCCGACUCCGUCUCCCAGAAAUCAACGUGGACCAGGCCCACUUAAAAAAUAUGCAUUAGUCGAAGACAGACGUCUCGUCCAUAGGUCCCCAGACUGUUUGUCCACAACGCAGGGCUUCUCUUUGUGGGCCUGAAAGAGCACACGUCAGGCAAGACACGAGGGCAACUUCAGAGACACUGUUCAGGGCCACGGAGAAUUCUCGAAGUCUGACUCCAGUCCCCGCACCACUCCAUCUUCCAGAGAUCUCCAGGGGUCCAGAAAUAACACCUCACAGCCUUCCAAGCUUCCCAAGGAUCCGGAGACUCCUUAUCUCGCAGCGCAAACCUCAGGCAACUACAGGUCCUCCCUGCACCUUUGAGGUGCCCCUCCCCCCAUCCAAGGUUCCAGAAAAAUCCAUGCCCUCGGAAACCCCAGAAUCUUACUUUCCUGAGGCACCCCCAGGACCCCAGGGUCAUCAGUUCACAGGGCCGUUAGUGCUCCCAUAAAACUCUAGCCUCCCAGAGGGACCCCAGCCCCCACCCUCCCGCCCACGAAACCCUGCAUUUCCAGAAUCAGCCCCAGGGCCCCAACCCCCGCAAGCCCCCAUUUCACAACACGCUGGCGCUACAGGCGCGUGACUUCCCCUUGCUUUGGGGCGGGGGGCUGAGACUCCUAUGUACUCCGGAUUGGUCAGGCACGGCCUUCGGCCCCGCCUCCUGCCACCGCAGAUUGGCCGCUAGCCCUCCCCGAGCGCCCCGCCUCCGAGGGCCAGCGCACUAUAAAAGAAGCCGCCCUAGCCACGUCCCCUCGCAGUUCGGCGGUCCCGCGGGUCUGUCUCUUGCUUCAACAGUGUUUGGACGGAACAGAUCCGGGGACUCUCUUCCAGCCUCCGACCGCCCUCCGAUUUCCUCUCCACUUGCAACCUCCGGGACCAUCUUCUCGGCCAUCUCCUGCUUCUGGGACCUGCCAGCACCGUUUUUGUGGUUAGCUCCUUCUUGCCAACCAACCAUGAGCUCCCAGAUUCGUCAGAAUUAUUCCACCGACGUGGAGGCAGCCGUCAACAGCCUGGUCAAUUUGUACCUGCAGGCCUCCUACACCUACCUCUCUCUGGGUUUCUAUUUCGACCGCGAUGAUGUGGCUCUGGAAGGCGUGAGCCACUUCUUCCGCGAAUUGGCCGAGGAGAAGCGCGAGGGCUACGAGCGUCUCCUGAAGAUGCAAAACCAGCGUGGCGGCCGCGCUCUCUUCCAGGACAUCAAGAAGCCAGCUGAAGAUGAGUGGGGUAAAACCCCAGACGCCAUGAAAGCUGCCAUGGCCCUGGAGAAAAAGCUGAACCAGGCCCUUUUGGAUCUUCAUGCCCUGGGUUCUGCCCGCACGGACCCCCAUCUCUGUGACUUCCUGGAGACUCACUUCCUAGAUGAGGAAGUGAAGCUUAUCAAGAAGAUGGGUGACCACCUGACCAACCUCCACAGGCUGGGUGGCCCGGAGGCUGGGCUGGGCGAGUAUCUCUUCGAAAGGCUCACUCUCAAGCACGACUAAGCCUUCUGAGCCCAGCGACUUCUGAAGGGCCCCUUGCAAAGUAAUAGGGCUUCUGCCUAAGCCUCUCCCUCCAGCCAAUAGGCAGCUUUCUUAACUAUCCUAACAAGCCUUGGACCAAAUGGAAAUAAAGCUUUUUGAUGCA